Messenger RNA from Solanum pennellii, 3158 nucleotides. Its product is annotated as ABC transporter A family member 2-like. Gene Ontology annotation, biological process: transmembrane transport; lipid transport. Gene Ontology annotation, cellular component: membrane; intracellular membrane-bounded organelle. NCBI's taxonomy places the organism in Eukaryota, Viridiplantae, Streptophyta, Magnoliopsida, Solanales, Solanaceae. The record is from RefSeq and is a predicted model, not a curated record. Gene Ontology annotation, molecular function: ABC-type transporter activity; lipid carrier activity; ATP binding. The coding region runs from base 1 to 2850 and encodes 949 amino acids. The transcript is spliced from 16 exons.
AUGGAAUUGCAGGGGGGAAUCCCUCUGCUAAUGCAGCAAUACAAAGCAUUAUUUAAGAAAAAUUUGUUGCUUGCAUUGCGUAACAAGCCCGCAACAUUCCUACAGCUCUUCUCAUCUUUCUUCUUCAUUUUCCUUCUAUUCUGCAUCAAAUUAUCUGAUGAAUCGCGCAAUGCAGAUAACACCUUUGCUAAAGAAUUGCGCGAUCCUAAGCCUCUUAUUGCGCCACCUAUCCCACCUUGUGAGGACAAGUUUUAUAUUAAGACUCCAUGCUAUGAUUUCAUUUGGAGUGGAAAACAUAGUAAAACUAUUGGGGAUGUUGUUAAGGGAAUUAUGGCAAAUAAUCCUGGUAGGCCUAUUCCUGCCGACAAGGUUCUAGCAUUUAACACAGCACAGGAUGUGGAUAAAUGGCUUUUCGAUAAUCCUGUGCGUUGUCCUGCAGCUGUGCACUUCACAAUAGUGAAGGGGAAUAAAAUUAGUUAUGGUAUUCAGACAAACUCCACGGAUGUAGUGAAACGAGGAGUAACUGAGGAUCCAACUUUUAAGUUCCAAAUCCCACUUCAAAUGGCAGCAGAACGUGAAAUCGCGAGGAAUCUGAUUGGAGAUCCAAAUUUCCCCUGGGAUGUCAGUUUUAAGGAAUUUCCACAUCCUCCUGGUGACGUAUAUAAUGAAGUGACAUUAUCAGCAAUGGUAUUUUUCAUGGCAGUUGCUAUAUUUGGUUUUGUUUUCCAAGUCAGUGCUUUGAUCACUGAAAAGGAACUCAAGCUUCGACAGGCAAUGACUAUGAUGGGCCUUUUUGAUACAGCCUAUUGGUUAUCAUGGAUCACUUGGGAAGGACUCCUCAUAUUUAUCUCUUCUAUUCUUACUGUGAUCUUUGGAAUGAUGUUUCAAUUUGAUUUUUUCUUGCGCAAUAACGUGUUGGUUGUGUUCCUUCUGUUUUUCCUCUUCCAACUUACUAUGGUAACCUUUGGAUAUUGGCUGUCUACUUUCCUUACCAAAGCAGCUUCAGCGACAAAUGUUGCUUUUGUCAUCUUUAUUGUUGGUUUCAUUACUAUGAUUGGUUCACAGCUGGCUAAUUAUCCCUACUCCGCAGCAUAUUCCAAUAAACAUAGGAUUUAUUGGUCAUUGUUCCCACCAAAUCUUCUUACUAUAGGUCUUCAGUUACUUACUAAAGCAACUGAAAGUCCUAAAGAUCCAGGUAUUAGCUGGAGUACUAGGGCAAAAUGUUUACCUAAAGAACCAGACUGUGUAACUACCAUGCAUGAUGUGUAUAUACUACUUGUGAAAACAUUUUUUUUCUGGCUCGUUCUGGCUAUAUACUUCGACAACAUAAUUCCAAAUAUAUCUGGUGUGAGAAAAUCAAAAUUAUACUUCCUAUAUCCUGGCUACUGGACUGGAAAUGGUGGAAGUAGUGUGAAAGAGGGAGGAAACUGUAGCAUCUGUUCAGGUUCAUUGCCACGGCUGGAUCCUAUUACACCAGAUGACGAAGACGUUCUUACAGAAGAAAACACUGUUAAAAAGCAAGCUAUGGAAGGUGAAAAUUCCAACAAUGCAGUUCAAAUACGCGGUCUUAUUAAGACAUAUCCUGGAAAGAAAACAGGUGGCUGCUGCUGCUGCUGCUGUAGAAAAACGAGUCCUCCUUUCCAUAGUGUCAAGGGCUUAUGGUUGAACGUCGAAAAGGAUCAACUACUUUGUAUGCUUGGGCCCAAUGGAGCUGGAAAAACUACUACUAUAAGUUGUUUGACUGGGAUUAAUCCUGUUACAGCAGGAGAUGCAUUGGUAUAUGAUCAGUCCAUACGAAGCUCUAUGGGCAUGACAAACAUUCGAAGGAUGAUGGGAGUUUGCCCCCAGUUUGAUAUUCUUUGGGAUUCAUUAUCCGGACAAGAGAACCUUCAGAUUUUUGCCAACAUUAAAGGUCUACCGCCUGCUUCAAUAGACACGGUGGUAGCUCAACUAUUAUCCCAGUCAAAAAUCACCAAGGUGUCAGCCAAGAUGAGAUCUUGUAGUUACAGUGGAGGAAUGAAACGACGUCUUAGUGUUGCUAUAGCCCUUAUUGGAGAUCCAAAGUUGGUUAUUUUGGAUGAACCGACUACUGGUAUGGAUCCAAUUACUCGAAGGCACGUUUGGGACAUUAUCGAGAAAGCCAAAAAAGGACGUGCCAUUAUCUUGACAACCCAUUCAAUGGAAGAAGCUGAUGUCUUAAGUGAUCGUAUUGGUAUCAUGGCAAAGGGAAGGCUUCGUUGCAUUGGAACUUCCAUAAGGUUGAAAGCAAAAUUUGGUACUGGUUUCAUUGCUAAUGUGGGCUUAGUUAGUGAAUCAACAUCUCCUGAUGCUGUGAAACACUUCUUCAAAAGUCAAUUGGAUGUGGUGCCUAAAGAUGAAAAUAAGUGCUUCCUUACCUAUGUUAUUCCUCAUGAAAGGGAAAAGAUGUUGACGGAAUUCUUUGCUGAGCUUCAAGCUAGACAAAGUGAGUUCGGUGUAAAAGACAUCCAGCUAGGUCUUACUACUCUUGAAGAAGUUUUCAUGAACAUAGCUAAACAGGCAGAUGUGGAAACUGCAAUAGCUGAAGGAAGAUUUAAAACUCUUACAUUGAACUCAGGGGACUCUGUUGAAGUACCUGUAGGAGCGCAAUUCAUUGGAAUUCCAGGAACAAAAUCUCCACAGAAUCCCGGAGGUGUUAUGGUGGAAGUAUAUUGGGAGCCAGAUGAAACAGGUAGUCCUUGCAUAUAUGGCAUCUCAGAAGAAAUGCCAAUACCACCUCAUAUUCAACUAAGAGAUCCUCCAACAAACAACUCACCUACAAACCAAGGAAUUGUAAUUGACCCUUCACAACUCAAAAUGCACUUGUCAUGACAAUAUUAUUAGGAAAUAUAGGGACAGAGGUAUGUAAACUCAGAUACAGUAAGAGAUCGUAAGGUGAAUAGUAGUCUUAUACUAUCAGUCUGAGUUUACCAUAAGCCACUAGCGCUUCAAAGGGUGAAAUUCUAGGGUAUUAGUUAAUUUGAUGAAACAUUUUCAAUAGGAGCUUUGUAGUCCUUUUGAUCGGGUUCAAAAGUUUUGCAUAUUGAUGACAUUUUUUGUGUAUAGAGAGUACAAUGUGUAAUUAACAUGUAAGUGCUGAGAUUGUCUUAUAUCACAAGUAUUUCUCCUUUGUUACUUCA